CACAGCCCACCCAUCGCUCACAGGACCUCCGCUGCCUCGCAGGUGUUUGGCAGGUCUUCACAACCUUAACCUCUUGACACCACUACCAACAUGAGUGUGGAGACCAGGAGGCCACGUGAGGCUUGUUGCUCCCAGCUCAAGCUCUUCCUUUUCUCCUUGUCCUUUGUGUACUUCGCCAAAGCCUUCGGGGGCGCCUAUAUGAAGAGCUCCAUCACCCAGAUUGAAAGGCGCUUUGAUAUCCCAAGCUCACUUAUAGGAGUCAUAGACGGCAGCUUCGAGAUUGGAAACCUCUUGGUGAUAGCCUUCGUGAGCUACUUUGGGGCCAAGCUCCAUCGGCCCCGGCUGAUCGGGGCCGGCUGUCUCAUCAUGUCGGCUGGCGCUUUCUUCACAGCCCUACCUCACUUCUUUCAGGGACACUAUAAAUAUGAGACCAGUGUGCUUCACAACACGGAUGUAAAUGCCACAAAGGGCAUUCUCCCUUGUCUCACCAAUCAAAGCGUGAGCGCUGAGACACUGUCACCCGAUACCCAAGCAGCUUGUGAAAAGGAAGCCGGUUCGUCCAUGUGGGUCUAUGUAUUCCUGGGGAACAUGCUUCGGGGGAUCGGGGAGACUCCCAUCGUGCCUCUGGGCGUGUCCUACCUGGAUGACUUCUCCAGGGAGGAGAACACUGCCUUCUAUUUGGCGUGCAUCCAGACAGUUGGCAUCCUAGGGCCCAUGUUUGGGUUCAUGCUUGGGUCUUUCUGUGCCAAGCUCUACGUGGACAUCGGAUCUGUGGACUUAGACAGCAUUUCCAUUAACCAUAAGGACACUCGCUGGGUGGGCGCCUGGUGGUUGGGCUUCCUGGUGACCAGUGUUGUGAUGCUACUGUCUUGCAUCCCGUUCUGGUUCCUGCCAAAGUCUCUGCCCAAGCAGGGCCAAGACCAGAGCCAGGCCAAAUCCUCAGAGCUCUCCACGGAGGUCGAGCAGGAGAACUUCCUACCGGAGGACAUCACCGAUCAAGAAGAAAAACAGAAGCCAGUCCAGUUUUGUGAGCUGGCCAAAGAUUUCCUCCCAUCUCUGAAGAGACUUUUCAGCUGCCGUGUCUACCUGCUGAUAAUCCUCACCUCUCUGGUGUCUGUCAACGGCUUCAUCGGCAUGAUCACAUUUAAGCCCAAAUUCAUGGAGCAAAUCUACGGCCAGUCCGCUUCCAGGGCCAUCUUUUUAAUAGGUAUAAUGAACUUGCCAGCGGUGGCCCUGGGCAUCAUCACGGGAGGGUUUGUGCUGAAACGGUUUAAGCUUGGCAUCAUCGGAGCAGCCAGGGUUUCCUUCUCUGCUUCCUUACUGUCUUUCAGCCUGCUCACAAUCCAGAUUUUCCUCCACUGUGAAAACACAGAUGUGGCAGGACUCACUGUCUCCUACCAGGGGGCUACACAGUUGUCCUACCAGCCAGAGACUAUGCUGUCCCAGUGCAACAUGGGCUGCUCCUGUUCCCUGAAACACUGGGACCCUGUGUGUGCCUACAAUGGCAUGACAUACGCUUCCCCCUGCCUGGCAGGCUGCCAGACCUCCACAGGCACUGGCAAGGAGAUGGUAUUUCAUAACUGCACCUGUGUCGGGGAGACGAUCACCCCGGGUAUGAACAUGUCAGUCAUACUUGGUCAGUGUCCCAGGAAUAGCGGCUGUGACCGCAUGUUCAGAUUCUACAUGGCCGUGUCGGUACUGGGAGCAUUCGUGUCCGCCUGCGGGGGAACUCCAGGAUACAUCGUACUACUCAGGUCAAUACAGCCCGAUCUGAAGUCACUGGCUUUGGGUAUGCAGACAUUGAUAGUCAGAACUCUGGGUGGUAUCCCUCCUCCGAUAUAUUUCGGGGCACUGAUUGACAGGACAUGUCUCAAGUGGGGUACCAAGCGGUGUGGGGGCCGCGGUGCGUGCAGAUUCUAUGACUCCAACGCAUUUAGGGUGACGUUCCUGGGUUUGAUCUAUGCUUUGUACUUCCUAACAAACGUACUCUGGUGCAUCCUCUACCGCGGAGUAACCAGGAAGCAGAGGAAAGACGCUAAAGAAAGUCAAGGUAAAGAAAAUGCUCUGGAGGGGAACAGAGUGACCAAUGGACAUGCCCGAAUCAGCAUUAUCAAGAGCACAGAAGAUACAGAUAGGGAGAGCACCAUUUGAGCUGUUGUGCUGCACGUCAAAUCGUACAAGAUCUCAGUACAGGUCAAAGGUAUACAUUCUUUUCCAUUGUGAAAGCGCCAUGUCAUACACAUGGCCCAACUAUGGCUACGGCGCAGUCUCAACACUCUUACGAUUUUUCAGUUGUCAUGCUGAGAAAUUGUAUACCUCACUUUUGCACUGCUACUCUGCCUGCAAAAAGGCAAACAAAUAGCUAUGUGUUCGUGUUGUGAAGUUGAUGAUCAUGACUAGAGCGAAUUUAAAUCAACAGAAAUUAUAGUAGUAAAUGCUGGUAAAUGAGUUUCAUUUUGCAUGAACAGACGAGCCAAAACAAUAUGACCACCUGCCUAAUAUGCCGUUGGUCCUCCAUGUUGCGAUAAAACAGUGCCAACCUGCUGAGCCAUGGACUCUACAAGACCCCUGAAGGUGUCCUGUGGUAUCUUGUGCCAAAACAUUAGCAGCAGAUCCUUCAAGUCCUGUAAGUUGCAAGGUGGGGCCACCGUGGAUCGGACUUGUCGGUCCAACACGUCACACAGACGCUCAAUCGAAUUUAGAUCUGGAGAAUUUAUGGGCCAGGGCAACACCUUGAACGCUUCAUCAUGUUCCUCAAACCAUUCCUGAACAAUGUGCACUGUGUGGCAGGCUGCAUUAUCCAGGUGAAAGAUGCCACUGGUAUCAGGGAAUACCAUUGCCAUGAAGGGGAGUGCCUGGUCUGCAAUGAUGUUUAGGUAGGUGGCACGUGUCAAAUUGACAUCGACAUGAAUGGCUGGAACCAGGGUUUCCCAGCAGAACUCUGCCCACAGCAUCAAAUUCCCUCCACUGGCUUGUCAUCUUUCCACAGUGCAUCCUGCAGAGCUGCACUCUGACCAGUCUGCAGCUACGCAGCCCCAUACGCAGCAGGGUGCGAUGCAGUGUGUUUCAACACUUUCCCCCCAUACGCAUCAUUAAUAUUUUCUGUGACUUGUGCCACAGUAGACCUUCUGUGGGUUCAGACUAGACAGGAUAGCCUUCGUUCC
Messenger RNA from Lampris incognitus (smalleye Pacific opah), 3164 nucleotides. RefSeq names its product solute carrier organic anion transporter family member 1C1-like. The transcript has 15 exons. NCBI's taxonomy places the organism in Eukaryota, Metazoa, Chordata, Actinopteri, Lampriformes, Lampridae. The coding region runs from base 91 to 2151 and encodes 686 amino acids. Gene Ontology annotation, biological process: sodium-independent organic anion transport; transmembrane transport. Gene Ontology annotation, molecular function: protein binding. The record is from RefSeq and is a predicted model, not a curated record. Gene Ontology annotation, cellular component: membrane.